This is a messenger RNA of Grosmannia clavigera kw1407, 1503 nucleotides long. RefSeq names its product peptidase m61 domain containing protein. The coding region runs from base 1 to 1503 and encodes 500 amino acids. The transcript is spliced from 3 exons. Lineage: Eukaryota; Fungi; Ascomycota; Sordariomycetes; Ophiostomatales; Ophiostomataceae. The record is from RefSeq and is a predicted model, not a curated record.
AUGACGCUCAUUCGCGUCCCCGCCGGCUCCGGGGCCCCCGGAGACCUUCGUGCCAUCCGAUUACUGAUAAUUCCCGUGUUCAAUAUGCACGACCCAUCGCACCAGCCACGUCAGCUCUCCAUUGUCAUGACAUUCGCAUCACCGCGUCUUAGCCGGCAUGACGUGCUUGUUACCCUACCGAAGAUGAUUGGGAAUGUGCCCAGCCAACAGUAUGGCAAAGACUCGCUCCAGGCUUUCGAUAACAUGGGCAUGCUUGAGCUUGCCGUCUCGGACGCUACUAAUGAGCGCGUGUGGUUCGUCAAGAGAGCGACGUGUGGGGACGUAAGCCUUCAGUUUAAUGCCCUUCCCCGUCCUGUUGAUGCGGAUACGCCCCCCGGCCCCCGGGUCGAUCUUCGAGAGCAGUUUGGCGGUAUUCUAGGCGUUGGUUCAAGCUUUCUGCCUUUGCCGCCAAAUCGAAACUCAGACGCGCAAUACGAGUCCACGAUUGAAUGGGACCUCGGUCAGUCACCAUAUGGGACGCGGACAGUCUGUUCGUUUGGAGAGGGAACUGGUCCUAUCCGUAGAAAGGGCAGUCCCAGUCUUCUUCGGGACCCCGUCUUCGGUGUCGGGCCACUCCGACGCCUUGUGAACAAUGACAAAACCCCUUCGGGUGCCCUUUUCAAUGUCUUCUGCGCCUCUGAGGCGGAUCCCUAUCGUAUUUUCCUGCGAGAAACUCCACGAGGAAAUGGCGGCACGGCCUUCCGACGAAGCUUUAUGUUUGAAUACGACAAGGACAUUCUGCGUCUCGAGCGGUUUGUUUUCCCAGUUCUUGCGCAUGAGAUGGUCCACAACUGGCCUCUCCUUAACAAGGAAUCAGAUGGGUCGAACGAUGACCUGGAUACGGGUGACGAAAACUGGUACUCUGAGGAUGAUGCUGCCGCACGAUUUGGUCUGCGCAACAAGAAGUAUCUUCUCGGAGAGCUGAACUCGUAUUUGAGUGGUUACUACACGAACCCUGUCAUAAAGAUGACCAAUGAAGAGGCUACAAGACGGUCCUGGGAAGAGCCUAACGCUUUGAGGCUACGAUACAGCCGAGGUUUCACGUAUCUCUUGAAGGUAGGCGCGCAGGUGUGGGAAAAGACUGCCGGGAGGACUUCGAUAGACAGCAUCGUGUACGAGCUGUUGGAGAGAAAACGGAGAGGGAAGUCGCACAUGUUGCAGGACUGGCUGAUUAUAAUCGAGCGCGAACUCGGUCACACCGGAGUUGACGAGUACCACGAUAUGGCGAACGGAGUUCUUGUCGUUCCUCCGGCCGAUUUUCCGCCUGCGAAGUACAAAAUGAAGCUGGUUCGACAAGAUCAGGAGGUGCUGGAGUUUGUGUUCAGUCAAGACUCUAUCAACACUCGAAGAAUCCGAGGGCUCAAGCCGGGUAGCAGGGCUGACCAGGCCGGCCUGAAGGAGGGCGACAAGAUCCUGGAGAGCAGUUUUUUUAUUGGGAAGCCGGCGACGACAUUGAGGCGAUGA